AUGUUUAAGAGUCUUCUGGGAACCCAGUCGAGGACUCGAUCGUCUGACUCGAGCCGCCAUAGACAUCGUCGAGAUCGCGACGACGACGACGACAGCCGUUCCAAAUCCUCAUCACACUCUCACCAUCGUAAAUCGUCUCGCCAUCAUUCUUCUUCCUCGAAGCACAAGUCCUCACGAAGUGACGAUCGUGACGCGGACAGGCAUUCGAGCUCAAGACGGUCCUCGCGACGGUAUGAGGACGAUGACGAUGGCGCACGUUCUAUCAUUGCUCCUAGCGAGAUAGCGUCUGAAGCUCCGUCGCGGACGCUGGAUGGUGAGAGGAGCACUUUUGGCGACGACCCUAAUGACCAUUAUAAAGAAAGAAGGGCUCGCAGAAGAGGUCAUGGUGAUGACGAUUCGAUGCUGGACCAAGACUCGCGAGAUCCACGGCGUCGCGAGAGGGAGACAUACCCGGAGGAGCUGAGAUAUCGUGAUGAUGCCCCUUCCGCGGUAGGCUCUGACUUACGAGAUUCUUCACGUCGUGAUAGAGAUUUAUAUUGGGGUGAACCGCGACAACGCUCGCGAGACCGAUAUAACGACGACGACGACGACAGACGAAACAGAAGCAGUCGUCGAUAUGAUGAACCAAGUGCUGAUGAUAGAUACGAACCAGCUACUCGCUCGGAACGACGCAGCAGGACUCUAGAUGACCGAGCCAUCCCCGAAGGCCAACGGCCAAUUGAACCCGCGGGCCGCCGUAGAACUGCAGCUCCUGGUCCUGAGAGCUCGCGGUCUCCCUUGUACCAUACUGAUACCACCUAUCCGCUACCUACAACUUCAGGUCCUGAGGGUAUACCGCAAUCAUCGUAUCGUUAUCCUCCACCUACAUCGGGCUCCUAUCCCCCUGCAGAUAGUUCUCAGCAACCGCCUUUGAUAGGUUCAGCGGCCGAAUAUUAUGGAGACCAGGGCCAGUCGGUUCCGAAUCAACCAGGAUUCACAUCCAGUGCUAUCUCACCUUCUGGGCCUGAAUACGGUCCUCCUCCAAUGCCAAUACCCCAAUUCGAUCAGCACGAAGCUGGACCAUCCGGACCACCGCCUCAGCAUGGCACUGGCACUGCAGCACUGGGCGGUAUGGCCGCCGGGGCAGCUGGCUACGGAAUAAAUUCAGCCAUGUCCGGAGGAUCACCGUCCAGCGGACCCCCAAACACAUCACCAACUAUGCCAGGAAGUAUGCCGGCCGAUAUGCCCUCCAACUCGCUGCCUAAUGCACCAUCUAACACCCUUCCAGGCAGCUACCAUGAAUCUCCAACCAAUUAUGCACCAUCUGGACACCCGGAUGACCGGCCUCAACACCAUUCGUCUUCAUCGCACGGGGGCCUUGCCGCCCUUGGAGCGACGGCAGGCAUUGCAGCUGCAGCAGGUCUGGCAGCAAAUGCUUAUCACAAUUCACACCACAAUUCACACGGUAAUGGCCAGCAAAUACCGUACUCUCACAGCCAACAACAGAAUUAUAAUGGAGGCUUUCAGCAGGGAAAUCUUGCCUAUCAAAGACGCCAACAAGGCCCCCUAAGAAAGUUCGUUGACUUUUGGCGAGAUCCUGAAGGCGUGGCACUGUACGAAGAAUACUCUGAAAUCACUGGAACCUGUAGGUACUGCUUCGAGCCAGGAACGACCUCUCGAGAUGCGCCACGCAAGCAUAAUCGAUACCGCCGGAGGCCAUCCAAUGACAGCUUUGGCGGCCGAUCCAGAGUCGAUAAGCUGAGCCGAUAUGGUUCCUCUGAAGAAGAAGGCCAUCACAAGAGCUCGAACCGCAAGUCUUGGUUGGCUGCUGGCCUGGCUGCAUAUGUAGGCAAGUCUCUCUGGGACAAAGGUAAGAAGGACCGCCGUGAUCGCUCUCCAUCCAUUCGACGCCCAAAAUCAUCGUCCUCCUCAAGCGUGGGAGGGAGGGGAGCACCUUCUUAUGGGCAGACUACUGUCUCGGAAUAUUCUCAUCCACCGUCUACAAUUGGUGGUGGACAGAAACUAGACAGAUAUGGUUCCCGGAGUGAUGUUUCCAAGCCGUCCAUGUCAGCCCAUUCAAGAUCUAAAUCUGAAGGACACCGACGCCGGGAUCGAUCACGGUCAUCAUCAAGUGAUAGCAAGUCUGGCAGAUCUGGCCUGAAGACUGCCGCCAUUGCAGCUGGUGCACUUGGUACUGCUGCAGCCAUGUCAUCAGCCAGCCAUGCACGUAAAGAGAGACGGGUACGUGCUGGCAACCGGAGCAGAUCACCUAGAAAAUCUCGAAGACGUUACUCUUCCUCUUCUAGCUCCUCCAUGAUUGAUAUCUCUCGCCCUUCGGCCAACAAGGGACUGGCAAGCUUUUCAAACUUCUUUAGCGCACCAUCAGAGAAGAGCCGAAUGGGCCGAACCGGCCCGCGCAAGAAACAGCGGAAUUUGUUUGGCCUUGGAUCAACAUAUUCAUCUUCAGAUGAUGCUGACCUUGCGUUUGGUUCUGGCUUUCUUAAGUCGCGGACUCCAAAAAAAGGGAAAGGCCGGAAGCGGGACGAGGAUAUCGAUCAUAAGCUUAUAGGCCUGGGUGCCACUGCUGCUGGGCUUGCAGCUUCAGCAUCAAUUGCAAAUGGGAGAAAGCAUCAUGGUCUGAUUGCAGUCAAGGAGCGAAAAUCCAAACACGAAGCACCUACCGAUAAUGUUUGGGAAUCUGUGUCUGAUGAAUCAUCCUCUGCUGAUUCUGGCCUGGCAUAUGGAGGGCCAUCAUCUAACAGCCGAGAUUCCUUUACAUCUGACUCUGGAACUUCAAAGUGGCGAUGGCGAUGGGGUUCUUCAAAGAAGAAGAAGAAGGUAUCGCAACCCCUGGAAUACCCCAAUAAACAGGAUGGCUAUGGACGGAACUCCCAGGCCUCGUUUGCUCCACCAUCUAGUACCUACAGCCUCCCGUCCAUGCAGAAUGUCGACCCUAUCCCAGCUUCUGAACAAUCGUCGACGCCGUACCGUGAUGGACGCAAUUCAACUGGUGGCCCAUCAGCUUUUGACACAACCAAGCCAAUGCUCAUUUCUCACUCGGAGAAUACGGAACUUGGCCAGCCAAAGCCGGUAGCCCCCAUAUCUGACUCAUUCUACACCCAGGGGGACCAUGCAAUCAAAAAGCCCAAGCCUACCUUCAAGGAAAUUGCCCCUGCUGUGGCAGGUACUGUGGCGGGCGCGGCGUUGAUAGGAACAGCCCACGAGUACUAUAAUGACCACCCCUUAAAGGAUUCCAAGGGACCUGCUACAGCUGAUGUAUCCAAGCCCAAGGAUAUAUCGUCAGCUCAGAGUAAUCGAGAGCAGCACGACUCCUACAGUGAUGCAGGCCCAGUACAGCAUCGGCAGAAUCAAAUUAUGCCACCUCCACCUGUUUCGUUACCAGGUAAACCCGACCAAGGGCCACUGGCGGACAAUGUGAAAGUGGACCGGUCUAGAAAAGCAAGGGAUGAUAGCGACAUAUCUAUGAAGAAAGCAGAACGAAGAAGAAGAAACUCUUCCCCUGCCUUGGAAGACCACUACACUUAUGUCACUCCAUCAGAUCUAUCUAAGCGCAGCUCCGCAGGAAAAGGCGUCCAUUUUGACUUGACCAAGGAGCAGCAAGACAAGGAGAUGCGCCAGCUAGAGCUGGAAGGUGAAAAAGCGGCCAGACGCUACCAGCGAGAUGAAGAACCAGCAUCAGAUCCAGAGAGCCGGAUAUCCAAGUCCAAACGACUUCAUCGUCCUGAGAUCUCCCCGCCACUUCCUGAUGAAAAGUUCGAGGAGCCUCUUAGUGACAAAGAUGCAGAAUCAUGGUCUAUGCCUGCUAGGGUUGCCUUUCCCGUCCUCUCCGGUGCUGCCGCUGUUGCGGCUGAUCGCAUAAUUGAUGAAAAGAAGCGCAAAAGGGAGGAGCGCCGCAAAGAACGCCGCGGCUAUUCUGAAUCUGAGGCUGGAUCAUCAGCCGUCUCCAGACAACGAUUUGAUUCGCCUGACCGCCGCUUCGUUGAGGAACCCGGAGAACUAACUGAGAAGCCGCUUCCAAACCCCAAGACCAAGCCAACUUAUGAGAACUAUGCGACCUAUUUCGCACCUCCAGAGCUUCGCCGUGAAUCCAGCGCAGAGUCAGCCCCCGAAUCAACGCCAGUACCCAAACCCGGGGCAGCAAAAUUUCGUGUUAUCGAGCCUCGAUCUAGCCCACUUGAUACCGAGCUGACGAGGGCUGAAUCAACCAAGCGAACAAACCUGCCCUGGCCAGUUCCUCACCUGAACCUCAUUGAGCCUACGCCACCUCAAAGUAGGACUGGUUCUGUUCUGAGCCAUAGUGGUGAGACAAAGGACCUCCCAGUUGCCGAUCCCAUUGUGACUGUCCCUGAACAAGCUGCUGCUCAGGAAGAUCGGGAUGAUACUACCCAUGAUAGUGUACGGAAUAAAAAAGCUGGACAUAUUGCAGCCUCCGAACCCCCUCUUUCUGGUGUUCCUGGAGCGGCAAAGAAACUGAGUAGCGAUGGGGAUAUGGAAGUUAUCCCUUCCAAGGCUGGGACUCGAGAACUCCCACCCAGCCCCGAAAUUCCCUCGCCGCCUCACCAUAUGCCUGGUGAGUUUGGGGAUGACAUCGAUUUUGCUGCUACACUUGCUGCCGGCACAGCUAUGUCAGGGUUUGACCCCUCUAUUGUCACCGACAAUCCCGCUUAUCAUCGCCGUGCCUCACCUCCUAGGUCAGAGGGUGGUCAUAGGGAUAUGCAGAAGGAAGCUCCAGUAUCCUAUGCCCAUCACGUUUCUGAGCAGGAGCCACUUCCGCUAGCCAGUAAGGAGGAAGUGCAGGCUGUCCCUGCCCGUCAAAUAGAAGAAUCUCCGAGUGAAGCCCGUCAAGGUACUUUUGCUCGAGACAUGCAAGAUCUGCCAUCUAAAGAUGCCGACAGCUCUCCAGCGCCCGAAACCACAGCUGCAAAGCUCAGCAAGAAAGACAGGAAGAAACAGAAAGCUGCGCAGAAGAAGAGCCGGGAUACUGGCGAGAAGGACCUUGAACUAGAUUGGGAAGAACAGCCUGCCAUUACUCCAUCAAAGUCUGCUGAAGCGGACCGAAAAGUAAGGUCUGACAACAUUAACGAGCCAAAGGCCGCCAGUCGAGAUUUGUUUGAUGUAGAUGAUAAACAGAAUAAGGCCUAUCGUGACCUUUCUUCCAAGGGAAUGGUAAAUGAGCGUGAAGAAGUGCCUGGAAAUGACAGAGAGACAUGGCAAGAUGCAGAGGAGGAUAUACGGCCUCGCGACAGCUCGACUAAACCAGUGGAUAUAAGCUCUCCAGCUCGCGAGUUCGGCGGUCAAUUACCGGAUAAUAAACCCCAUACUUCAAUGCCAGGGGAUUUUGAGGAUGUAUGGGCUGAUAUUGGUCCUGUUGGUGGAAAGGAUAAGCCUUCUGUUCCUGCAGACAAGGGUCCAGCGGACGAACCUGAGCUUGCAACCGCUGAGAAAUCCAAGAAGAAAUCAAAAGGGAAGAGCAAACAGGGAACUGCUGAUGAACCUAGCUCUGUCGCAAGCGAGACAGCAGGACCUUCUACGCAUAAAAUUGAGAUAGACGAACCCGUUGAUCGGAACGUCGAGUCUAGCACUGCCACGUCUGUUCCCGACAUUGUUGGGCUAGAAAGGGGGAAGUCCAAAUCAAAGCGGCGCUCAAAACGAUAUGCUGAACUCAUCGAUUCUCGGUCAGAGGUUGGCGACACUUCCAAGCCAGAUGACGACAAUGUAUCCGUAGUCUCUCGGGCCAAGUCAGAGGCAGCAAAGGAUUCCGCAAAAGGUAGUGAUAAGUCUCGGGGUUUCUUUGGACUAUUCGGCUCUUCUUCAUCUGCGGACAAAAAGAGUUCCACGCACGAAAGGGACCGAUCACCUCCGCCAUCAGAAGUUUCAACAAGCUCAAAGAAGAAGAAGUCGAAGAAAGAUCGCCAUGCCGAUGAAGAUGCCAUCAAAGCUGACGACAAUGACUUGCCGGCAUCACGAGAUAUUGAACCAGUAAACGCAGAUGACGCAGAUAUUGACAAUCAACAAAGGCAGAAAAGUAAAGAUCGGAAGAAAGACCGUAAAAAUCGAUAUGAGCAGAUAGUCGAAUCUGGAAAAGCAAGUGAUGAUGAAGACAAGAAUCGAUAUGACACCAGUAGACAAGCAAAGAACGACACUCUAGAGAAAGAGCAGCCCCCCGGGCCUUUUUUAGAUGAUAGCCCGGGAAUAACUUCUGUGCCUGCUGCUACUUUGGAGCAAGCUCCCACUGCCGCUGCUGAGAAAGCAUUUGAUAGCGUCUCGGCCCCAAUAUCUACCUUUCCUCUGCCGCUAAACCUGCCGUCUCGUGGCCGAAGCCGUUCUGUUACUCCCUUGCCUGGGGAGAAAAUAGUUGAUUUGCCUACACAGUCCCAUAGCAGACCUUCAUCCCGGUCACGAUCCCCCCCGGGUACCGCAAAGCGAAUAUCAUGGCGGGGAGGGUUCAAUUUUGGAGACCCGAACAGCUCCCCCACUGCAAUUCCCAUUCAGCUCCGCCGACCACCAUCAACCCCUGAUAGAGGAGCUCAUGAUGGCCAGGUUUCUCCGAGCAGGCCUAAAUCUGGACACAAGCGACCAAAGUCCACCGAAUUCAAGACGAAUCGUGAGUUUAGACCAUUAUGGCUUGUCGAACGGCAUACCAGCAAAACGGAACUGCCUGAAGAAGAGACAUACCCAUCACUUCCCUCUAGUAAAUCUACGUCUCGAAUGUCGUCGGUCGAAGAUUUACGGGCCAAAGCGCUUGAAGACAAUGAAUCUAUGGAUAUAUUCUCAACCCCAAGACGCCGACCAUCAUUGCAUGUUGCUACUAACGACUCUUCUUUUGACGUAGAUAUCCUAGGUUCUCAGCAAGCCACCCCGACUGCGCAUUCCUUCAGACCCCAGGACCGGAAGCCAAAGGAGAAGCCGAAAUAUGAGUUCCAUUCCCCGUCUGAGCUCCUGGAGGGUCCGAUGUCGUCUCGAUCCGCAUUGAGCGAUGUUCCACAAUCUUCGGAUGGCACAGUUAUUCCUGACAAUAGGGUCCAGGAACUCGAGGUUACGGAUCUUCAGAACCUACCACCUCUACCUGAGUCUCCAGUCCACGAAGACCCUAAAUCUCGUGAGUUGGAUAUCACCCCUGAAGUCAACCAGGAUGUGCAGUCAACCUCUUAUCGUGAGCCUGAAGUAGAAGCAGCAGAAAUCCCAGCAGAAACUCGAUCAGAAACGAUCUCCCUUGAACACCUCCCUCCGCUUCCUGAUAGCCGCCCGUCUACUCCUACUGCUGAGCAGGGAGAGGAAACGGAGGAGCUAGUGGAGGAUAUCGAUCGUUCGUCUACUCCCCGGCCGACACAUCGUGAACUUGAUGAAUUCCCAGCCAAUAUCCCUGCCAUGAUCUCGGCGGUUCCAGACUCAGGCCAUGCCACGCCAACUCAGCUUUCGCCAACAUAUCGUGCGAGUGAGGCUAGUGAAUAUGAAUCUGUUGAUGAGGAUCACUUUGUAGAUGCCAGUAGCCAGGCACCUAUGAGCCCAUCUUAUCAAAAAGACUUCAACUCACCAAUUACACCUACUCAGUUAGCAGACGAUUCCGAGCCUCAUGGAGCAGUUACCCUUCUCCCUCCAGCUACCGCGGUUUCCGCCUAUGGCGUUCCUGAUGAAGGUAGCAUUUCCAAAGAUACAGAUUCUGAAUCUGUGAUGACCGUAACAAAAGAUGACAGCUUUGGAGGGGAACUGAAACCUAGUGCUGGAAGUAUCAAUGAUUCUGAACUUGAGCUUCCAUCCGAAAAAGCCAAGGAACCUGAUGAUAUGACUGAAGUCCCAGCACCAUCGAAAUCUAAAAAGAACAAGAAAAAGAAGAAAAAGAACCUUGAUGCAGAGCCUACUUCUGCUGCCCAAUCUGUAGAACCUGAGGUUCGUCCUGUCGCAGAACCAGCUCCUGAAUCAGCUGCUGAACCUGUUUCCGGGAAUCAGACAGUAGAAAAGGCCCCUCUAAAUAUCUCGACCGAUACCACCUCAUCUACGGCCACUGAUCAGGUCCCAAGCGAGGAGCCAGCCUUCUCUACUGGUAUUGGCGAAGAAAGCAGCUUGGUAUCCGUAAAAGAAGACCCAGUUGCUGGACCAGUCGCCAAUAAACCUAAGAAGGGCAAAAAUAAGAAAGGACGCAAAAACAAGUCUGCGAUAGAUUCUGUUGAAGGGCCAAGUCAGGAAUCCAAUGAAUCUUCGGCUAGUAUUUCUACCCGGAAGGAUAACUUCGCCAUCACGCAGGACGAAGGCUUGGGGAAUCCUACAAGAGAAGUAGCGGGCGCUCAGUUAGACGACAUGGUGAUCGAUUCAGUACCUGACAUCCAUUCUCAAUUGCAACAUGCCCGCCCUGGUAUCGUAGAUGCCAUCCCUCCAAUGGCAAAUCUUCCUGAUACAGAAAAGGACCCUAAAGAAGAUACCGUCUCUGGGGAAGUUUCAGCUGAAGAUGUUCCUUUACCAGUUGCAGAUCUUGAAGAAAUCGAUGCUCUCAACUUUGUUCUUGAUGAACAAGAGCCUACUGCAGCAACCAUGGCGCAAAUAAAUGACCAUCCGAAAGAUAAUUCGGCGUCUCUGCCUCUCAGUCCCGAGCAGAACCCGCAAGAUAUACCACUCCCCCUUCCUAGUGCAGAGGAAGCCGAUCUUCUUGAAACAACGAAUGAAAGCAGCGCAAAUGAACCGGCUCUACUAGAUAGCAUUUCAAGUGUUACAGGCCCUUCAUUCCCCCAUGAACCUCCGGUAACUGAAGUUGCUCCGCGUCUUGCAGAUACAGAUAUACACAAGAUAGAGAGCGAGGACAGAGGACAACAUGAAGACCCAGAACCUGCUGCAGGGGGCGAUGCAAGUCACGAAUCAAAUUUCCCAACGACUACAGGCCACGGUCAGCUCCUUCCAAAGCUCAAAGAAGAUAUAGUUCCAACGCCAUUUUCUGCAAAUCUGGUAGACGAAAAGGGCAUUCACAGUGGUACCGACAUGUUCUUUGACGCUGCCCGGGAUGGGGAUGCACUAGCCAAGCACGAACUUCCGGAUGAGCUGGCGGACAAGGAGCCGGAACCUUAUACCCCUGCCAUUAAGUCUGAGGAGCUUGCAGAGCCUGAGCCUAAGCAGAAGAAAAAGAAAGGUAAAAAGGGCAAAAAGGACCGCAAGAAUUCUGCAUCGCUUGACAACAUUGAAGCAUCAGCAUCUACGGAACAGCCACUUGCGGAAUCACUUGAAGUACCGGUGAGAUCUAAUGAAACGGAGGAGGCUCCAGCUGCCGCUCGGAAUGAAGAGACUGUUGAGCAACCGUCCAUUGAAGAGGGAUCUCUCUGUGCUAAAGGUGCCGAGGCUUUACCCUUGUCAACAAACGAUGACGCUAACGCGGCCGAACCUGGAGGCAUAGCCAAUGAUACACCACCACAUAUUCCUGGCGACAACAGCUCUCAAGAUGUGCGGUCAACGUCGAAGCAGUCCAAGAAGCAAAAGAAAAAGGACAAGAAAAAGCAAGCAUUGCUGGACAGUACGCUAGAUGAGACUGUUCCUGAGGCAAGCAACGUCGAAGAGGAGACUGAAAAGAGCACAUUGGCGGUUCAUGAUAAAACAACAGCUACCGAAGAAAGCGGCCAAGACCAGCCAGUAGAUAAGGCCAUUGUUACUCCUGUUCUCUUCGAAGAGCCGAAGGGUGCCCUCGUUGACAUUCCGGUCGAUGAAGAGCCGCCCAAAGAGGAUACAUUGUUGACUGGUGCUAAGCUCGAAGUGCCUACUCAGGUAGACGUAAGGGACGAAAGAGCUGUCGAGGAAGACUCUAACAUCAGCAAAGCCACCGAAGGAAGUGAAGCCAUGCGAUUCAAUCUCCCUCGUGAAGAAGCGAAAUUGCAAGCAGAAACCAUUCCAUCCACUGGGGAAACUGCAGUUAAACCUGCUAAAGCCAAGAAGGAUAAAAAGGGGAAGAAGGGCAAAAAGAAUCGGGAAGUCCCAUCUUUAAAAGAUGAAGAUCAGAGUUUGGAGAAAACCAAACCUGCCGAUGGGCAAUCGUCGAUGACUCUGGAGGCUGAGCCGUCUACCCUAGGAAGCCCCCCGGCCGAAGAAAAGCCCACGGAACCUGUCGGCGGUCUACCAAUGGAUGCCAAUGACGUCCCUGUGGAAACUCAUGUUGAAAACGCAUUAACAAGCAAGGAAAGGAAAAAACGCAAGAAGAACCGCAGUGUAUCAACUAUUGAUGAAGCCCAGCCAGCUCAGAAAUCCUCUCCGCCAGAUGUUCCUGAAGUUGAUACUGAGGCUCAAGGCUCUGUUCAACUGGAGGUCCAAGAUGAUCAUCAGAACACUGAAGUCUCUGAGCCUUUGGCUGAAGCACCAUCAGUCGUUGAUAAGCUACUAACUGAGCCUGAGCCUAUUGAAACCUUGCAUGAACAAGGACUAGCCAAUGACAACAUCCCAAUGGAUUCGCAGGCCUCGGAACAAGUAGCCGAGCAACCACUAGGUGUCGACGGAUCGAGAAUGGGAUACCAGCCCUUGGAGCCAUCAACCAGAACUGCUUCAGAGAUUAACGAUACACUUGAAGGGCCACAAGCCUUGGAAGCCCACAAGAAUGAAAAUCUUCAGGAAACUGACCCCCGGUCAUUGGAAUCUUCAACUUUGCAUCAGCCUUUGCCCUUUGAAUCUACGCCGCAACCUUCAGUCGAGGAGCCAUCUGGAACAAUUGAAGAGUCCCCUGCACCUGCCGAUAAGCCCGGGGUAUCAGAGCCCCCAGGUGAGAAACCAGCAAAUUCCGACGAACUUCCAAUGGAAGCGUCUGGUGAUAAGUCUCUACAAGCAAAGGGUAAAAAGAAGAAAAAUAGGAGUCAAUCGCAGUCUUUGGACAAGGAACCCCAAGCCGUUGAAUCGUCAUCUUUAAUUCAACAGUCAUCAAUAGAGACUCCGCGGGAUGGGCCGUCUGAUCCCGAUAAAGACGAAUCAGCAGAACAGCGGGAUGAUGAACCGCUUGAAACUUUGGGAAACAGCGAAGUAAAUGUUCAGCAGGACAUGCUAACCGAGCCAUUAGGAGACAAGCUGCGGUCAGUUGACGUUCCAUCCUCAGAAGUUCCUGUUGAUACCCCUCUCGCCCCUAAGGAAAAGAAGAAGAAGAGGAAGAAGAAGGGUCAAUCAAUAUCCAUCGACGAGGAACCAAAAGCCACAGAGUCCAGAGCUCCUGUUAAUGAUUUAGGGGCAGACCCUCUUAAAGAUGUUCCAAAGGAAACCUUGCGGGAUGUCGAAGCUCAGGAGGAUUUGCAUGUGGAUAAACAUCUUCAAACUCGGGAAGAGGAGACUCCAAGGCCUCAGAAUGUCGGCCAUCAAGACACGGAGCCACCUGCCCCCAUUGAAGAUUCUUCCGCCCAAACUCUCCAGGAUAUGCCUUCAGAGUCCCAACCGUACGAGAAUAUGGCGCUUGUUGAAGACACACCGGUAGACUCGGGUUCUUCUAAAACACAACAAGGUGGACCUACUGAUAUUCUCCAGGACAGGCAGCCAGAAACCCAGCAAACUGGGGACUCCCAUUCCAUUGAGGGUGAACCCAGUACAACUCUACAGGACAAACGGCCUGAAGUCACGGAGUCUGCGGAAGGCGAGCAGCCAAAAUCCAUCCCAUCUGAUGUUCUAGAGCUUGAACCUAAGGACAUUAUAGAUGAAAACCAACAAGAACCCAAACUUUCUGAUCCCCGGGGUCCACUCCCCGCUGAACCAACAGACGACAAGCGACUAGAUGCCCACCAUGUUAGCAUUCAAGAAGAGCAAGAAGCUGCACCCGUUGUCCCUCACGAGGUACAGGAACAAUCUCAAAUUGAAAGCUCUGAACCAAAGGUUGAAUCCGCCGAACUUGAGGAUGACAGUUGUCUCAAACCCCAAAGUGAUCAACCAGCUGAGAACCAAAAGGGUGAUGCAGUAGAAUCUCACGAAGAACAAUCAACAGACAUUGUGGACACAGCUUCUGUGGAGCCGCCAAUUGAGUUGACUUCCACACCUAAAGAUAAGAAGAAAAAGAAGAAGAAGAAGGGUCAACCCAAAGCUCUAGACGAUGAUACUGAAGUUAUAGAAACACUAACGACUGUUGAUCAACUCCCUGCAGACACUGUGGACCAGCCUGUACCAGAAACGCCAAUCGAAAAGCCUCUUACUGCGAAGGAGAAGAAAAAGCUGAAGAAGCAUCAAAAGAAAUUGUCUCUGGAGCAGGAAUCUCAACCAGUACCAACGCCUGGGGUUGUUGAUACACCCUCCGUGGAAACCCAGAAAGAACAAGACUUGGAGGUAGACACAAGUUUACCUUACUCCGCGGAUACCCAUGCCAAGCAGCCUUUGCUGGACCAGGGGAUUGAAAAAGACCAGGAGACACCACAUUUGGAAGAGCUACCUAUACCCAAGGAGGCAGGGCAACCUUCCGAAACUCUUGCCGCCAAGCCCUCAACUCAAGAGCCCCUAGCGAUAGGUAACGACUUGCCAGAGCAACAUAUCGACAAACCUCUAACUGCGAAGGAAAGGAAAGAGAAGAGGCAAGAGAAGGCAACAACUUCUUUGGAAGAUGAGCCUGUGGCCAAAGAGGAAUCAGUUUCUCGUGAAAGUGCCCUAGAUGACGCAUUCAGCACUGAGCCGGUACCAGAAGAGCAAACUCCUGAGAAACCUCUCUCAGCUAAGGAAAAGAAGAAAAAGAAAAAGAAGAGCCAGGAGGAUCAAGCUGCGGGAGAAGAAUUUUCAGCUAAGCCUGAGGAGGCCCCAGAGACUUCGGAAAGUACGUCAGUCGAAUUCUUGACCCAGGAGGCGCAGGAUGUUGAUAACACUCGGGCAGAAGCUCCUUUAGAGCAGCCUUUGACUGCGAAGGAAAAGAAGAAAGGGAAAAAGGGCAAGAAAUCGAAGCAAUCUGUGGGUUGGACAGAUGAGCUGCCUCAAACCCCCCAGGGGGUUGAAAUACCGAGGGAAUGUGAGACAGAGGCCUCAAUUCCAACCGAAUCUACUGCCACCACAGCAGUUAUAUCUUCGGCUGAACCCUCGCAGGAAAAUAUUGAAGGCAAAUCCCAAGGCCCGAAGGAGCAGCCCACCGACGUAGCUUCCACCCAGCCAGGCAUGGUAGAAAUGGAUAUCGGACGCACUGAUCCCAGAAUGACUGAGCCACAAGGAGACGGCGGUGAAGUUGAGACUGGCAAUCCAGACGAGGACGGUAAAGAAUUUCAACUCUCUAAAUCUCAGAAGAAGAACAAAAGUAAGAAAAAGGCUGAAGUUUCUUGUUGGACUGAUGAAAUUCCGCCUACGCAGGUUGACAAUGGGCCUGCAAUCCCUCCUACAGACCUUGAAUCCCAGCAACGAUCGUUACCCUUUGAUGAGGAACCUCUCACACAACCUGACACCGCCACAAAUGCCUCGGAUGCUCUACGAAAUGACGCCUUAGACAAUCUUCCUGCUCCCGACGCGGACCUGGCUGUAUCGGAAUCCAAGCCAUCACACUCCCUAACUAAUGUUGAUGGCCAGCCCGAGGAUGCAACCAUUGUUGAGGAGAAGCUUAUGGAAACACCAGUUAACGAUGCCACUAGGCCCGAUAUGGUUUCCUUGCCGGAAUCAGUGGGAGAAACCACAGAACAACAUCUGGCCCCUGAGAAGACUCGAGAAGGUAUCAAACCAUCCAUGGAGAUUCAAAGCACCGGACCGGGGCCAUCUCUCGAUGAUCAAAUCAUGGAAAACAUCCAAGAGAGUGCCACUGAGAAUCCUGCCGAUGAAUCGCUAUCUGACAAGAGUAAAGGCUUAUCAUCAACUGGUCUAGGAGAUGCCCUUACCGAACCUUCAAUACCUGAACUACAGGAUCAGUCGACACCAAUCCCUCCAUCAAUUAGCUUAUCGUCAAGACCAGAUGCCGAGGGUAGGCUAGUGGACUUGCGUGGGGCCGGAGCAUCAGUAGAUACAACAUAUUCUGAACCCAUCAAGGAUCAGGAAAUCCAGGUUAGCAAAUAUGAAACCAAAAAUCCAGAGACUGGACCGAUUGAUUUCACAAUUUCGGAGAAGAUUUGUGAACACCCGCCCCCAGAGCAGUUCCAAGCCGAAAUCUCUGAUGCCAUGCAAGAGACACCGACCGAGCUACCCAAACCGGAAGAACAUGGCCUUGCCCUUCUAUCCACGGAACAAUCACCAGCUGAUGACAAUGAUUCCGCAGCUACCCCUUUAAAUCGCCAUACCACUGAUGAUGUCCUGCUCAGGACUAUCCCUCAACUUCCAACUGUGUCUGAUGAACUCCCAGCCCGAGAUACAAGUCAGAUGUCCAAGAAGGAGAAAAAGAAGAAAAAGAAAAAGGGUGUGGUGUUGGAGGGAGAACCUGCUGUUGCCCCUGAGUUACCAGACAUCAAAAUGCAAACUUUACCUGAGGAACCUAGCGCCCCAGAAUCUCUCAUUGCCGAUAUGAAGGAAGAGCCACUGCGAACGCUUUCGAAAAAGGAGCAAAAGGCUGCAAAAAAGAAAGCUCGCGGAGCUGCAGCUGAUGUCGUCAAGUCAGGUUUCAAGGAGGACGUAGAAGCAGUUAAUUCUACCCCAAAUGUCCCUAAAAUCACAGCUGACAUUACCGAAACCACCGAUUUCAACAAAGUUGAUGAUGCUCCAACGACAGAAGAACCUGAAGUCGGUAUCGAGAAAACUCAUGGAUUGGAAACACAGCCCAUUUCUACGGUCAUGACAGUUGAUUCUGCUGGAAAAGAUAUGGUAACUCUACCUAUUCCACCUUUUGUGGACGACAACAUAACAGAGCCCGAGCCAGUCGGAGCAGCGGCAGAGAUCAGCCAUAAACCUACAUGGGAUGAAGGCUCAGGACCAAGAAAAAAAUCAAAGAAACAAAAGGAACGUACUAAAGGUACGAUUACUUCUCAAACGGAGACAGAUGUCCCAGGCGAAUUGAAAGAUCCUGAACUAGAAAUACAAUUGGUGAGGGAAGAACCAGCUCAGCAGCCAGUUUUAUCCGGUCAAUCUUCUAAGAGAAAUAAGAAAAAGAAAAAGAAGGAUGUUCGAGGUUUGAGUUGUGAUGUUGAAGCCCAAGCUGCGGAAGAAAAAGAGAUUGAAGCACAUACCAUCGAUGCGCCUGUCUGUCCCGACGUUGAUAUGCCUGUUGCUGGCGAGGCUGCAAGCCCUAAAGAGGAUGAGGUAUGGCCAACUAUUGACUGGGAUCAUAUCCAUGAUAAUGUAUCUAAUACUGUUCCGUACGCUCAGGUUAACAACGAACGAGAGAUGGACACGGCGUCGUUGGAUCUUCAACUUUCUGGUGACCAUGAAGUCAUCAAUGAUACCCCCGAAAUUCAGCACACAGUACUCCCCAAGACAAUGACACCAGGAAUUGGAGACUUCAGUGAAGAUACGGCUCUUAAAGGUGAUGACCUUCCGGAAGAAAAACCAGUAGAAACUUUCGCUGGUGAAACUGGACAAAAACCAAAGGGAGAGAGCAUGAGCGAGAUUCAUGAUACCAGGGCCCCUCAAUCAGCAGCGGAAACACUGGUCUCUGGCGGUGGAGCAGUGGAAGAGCGUGGACCGGACCAAGACGUGCCCUUUGGAGAGAAAAUUGACGCAAAUGUUGUGCCCACGAGCCAUCAAACAUCCCAGAAUGUAAUAGAUUCGGCUAUGGAGAUUGAUCGCGGCUUUAAGGAAGACUCGCAACCAGUAGCCAUGGAAAGUGCAGCUGCGGAUGACAGUACCAAUAAAGAUCUGCCAAUGAAAGACUUGGGUGCAGAGCCCUCAGUCGAACAAACAACAAGUGGGUUCCAUGAUGCAAAAGAGCCAGCCAUGGCGCUAUCACAGGAAACCCAAGGCACAGAACCCACCUUGGACACGGGAGCUUCGCCGGUGGAAACCGAGAAUCCCCCACAGUUAGCAGACAAGGGAGAAACGGCAGUACCUUACGACAUUUCUAUCGGCCCAUUGCAAGGUGAAAAUACCUGGUCAUCAACAGAGGGGAAGGGGGAAAAGGUGAAGAAGAGCAAGAAAUCCAAAGGCAAGGGGAAGGCACUCGAGAAAGACAAGGCUGAGACUGAGACUCCGUUGUUUGAAACACAGGAGCUUCAAGCUCCAUCAACUGCAAAGCAUGAAAUGACUGAAUCAGUCGAGCCUGCCACUGGCCUGACCCUAAAGCAGCCAGAGGAGGAGGCUGUACCAAGUAAAGAGAAGGGAAAGUCCAAAGCGAAGGGUCUUGUAGGAGAAGACCUUGGAUGGACCGAGGCCACAGAUAUAGGAAGUCAAGACCUAGCCAUACCUCAACAGGAUCCUCUAGACAGCCCUGAUCCAUUGUCUGAGCUUGUACCUGAGUUUGAAUCAGGGCCCUCAACAAAGCCACCUCCAGAGGAUGAAAGUGCUUUUCUUACAACGGACGAAAAGGAAAAUAAACCCAAGAACAAGAAAAACGAAAAGCCAGCGGUAGUUGAAACUGAACAGCCCGAAAACUUACCGCCCCCCAUAUCUGUUCUUGAACCAAAAAUUCCAACUGAAGUAACUGCGACAACUCCAAAUGCUGCAAGGGAGGAGGCUCUUGAACCAGAAGCCGAAUUUCUCCCUAAUGUCACCAAGAGGAAAGGAAAGAAGACCAAAGCUAAGGGAAAACGUCCAGGAAACGUCGAAUCUACGAUUGAGGCAGGGGAAAGGCACUCAGAAGUGACUCGUGAGCUAUCAAGGGAGCCAGAGGAGCUCGUCAAAUCCAACGAGCCUAGUUUUUUGUCCACAACGGGCCCAGGGGGCGGACCAGAAGAAGAUAUCUCACCCUCAGUGACAAGCAAGAAUGUGAAGAAAAACAAGAAAAAGAACAAAAUGCAACUCUCUGAGGAUCUAGUCGCUGAUACCACAAAAACACAGCUACUGACACCUGAGCCUGAGCAUGCUAAUAAACGUGCAUCCUUAGAAUCAUUAGAGGCGCCUGACUGGCCGCGAAAACAUGAGCCACACCCUGGAGAUGACAAGGCAGCACGGCAGGGUACCGGUACAUCAGAAGACUUGACGAUCUCUCAGGCUCUUGAUAUCGGUGCCCCUGGGAAUGAAACUUCUGGCGCGGAUAUGAAGCCGGUCAACCAGGCGCCUGAGGAUGUCCAAGUGUUAGACAAGUCAAUGGCUGAGCCCGAGGCAAUGAUACCGACUCCUAAACGUGAAUACAAUGACGACCCUUUUUCAGUUGAAUCAAGCUCCAAGGAGCGUUCGUCGGCUCUGUUAUUCCACUCGUCACCAUCCACUCGAGACUUCGGCUAUAUGACUCCAGCAACCCAUGAAAUACACGACCAGCGCGAAGAACGUCCAUCUACGCCUACUCCAAUGCAUCUACACAAGUCUAUAGAAACAGACAAGCCACUGGAUCACGCUGAUGACACAACUCCCCACGCACUCCUCUCUACCCCUGAGAAGGAGAUUUCAGGGCCAACCACGGCCAAGAAUAUUGCGCCUAAGGCCACCGAGCAAGCUCGACCAUCUCUCGAACCUCCAUCUCUCUUCGGAGGACCCUACGGACUGGCUGAACGGGAAAGGUCUGUCUCUAGAUCGGUAUCUCCUCCCAAGACGCCGCUGGGAACGAUCGAGGAGCACUCGGCUAUAUCCGCGCCGUACGAAGCCCAGAACCCUCCAGCCUUCCCCCCGCUGACCCCGGACGCUGCCCCUGCUAGCCGCGGGCCUGAGAAGAAGCAGCAAGCCCAGCCACAGACCUGGGCGACCCCGGCUGUCAACCCAGUCUACACCCCUGAAUCGACUCCUCCCAAGCUACGUCGGGUUAAGAGCCGCCGCAGCUCCGACCUUAAAGCGGCGAGCGAACGUGACUUCCGGCGCGGAAGAACUCGCACUCCGUCUCCCAGCCUCUCGCAAGAGGAGCAGGAAUAUCAGGAAGACGAAGAAGCGCGCCAACUUCCUUCAUCCUCAACGUAUGACCCAGUCACAGACAAGGGCAAAGCGCCGCUGCGAGGCAUGGCUGCCGACGUCUAUGAAGGAUGGGGCGAUGUCCAGGGUGCCCCGCCGCUCUCACCUACUCGCCCGCCCAGUGUGCGCCGGCGCCGCAGUCUACAGCGCCUCCAGGAGCUCGAAACUCGUCUUGACCAGCUUGUAUCGGAAAACCGCCUCCUAGGCUCCUCCAAAGCCGCCGCCGAAAAGGCAAUUGAGAGCCAUGCCGUCGCUCAACGUCAACAUGCGCGCGCACUAGAGGCACGUGACCAGACAAUCCAAAACAAGGAAUUGGAGAUACAACAGCUGCAGAAGUCCUCAGACUGGCUUAAGAAGGAGAUUACCAGGCUGACAGAAGUCAACGAAGGGCUUGCUGCUGCCAAUGCUAGCUAUGCGGCCUCCCGUGGCCUCGACGGUGGCAACCAAUCGAACUACAAGGAAGAAUGGGAGAAGUCGCAGCGAGAGCUGGAGAAGGUUCGUGCGCAAUACGCACAAUUAUCCUCAGGCCUAGAGCAAAUGGUCAAGCAUGAAGUCGGCACUGCGCUCGCAGAUAAGGACGCUGAAAUCCAGUUGCUGCGAGACAACUUAGCUGAUGCCCAGGACAAGAUCAAGGAACUUCAGGAACAAAUCCAGGCCUCAGCCAAGGAUGACAUUCUUGUCUUCCACGACGAGGAUUACUUCGACAAUGCCUGUCAGAAACUAUGUCAACACGUCCAGCAGUGGGUCUUAAGGUUCUCUAAAUUCUCAGAUAUGCGCGUUUGCCGCACCACCAGUGUCCUCCGCGACGAGAAGAUUGUUGACCGAUUUGAGAAUGCAAUUCUUGAUGGAACCGAUGUCGAUACUUACCUUUCCGAUCGUGUUGGGCGAAGAGAUGUGUUCAUGUCCGUUGCCAUGACUAUGAUGUGGGAGUACAUCUUUACGCGGUACCUCUUCGGAAUGGACAGAGAGCAACGACAGAAGCUGAAGACCCUCGAGAAACACUUAUCCGAGGUCGGUCCACCAAAUGCUGUUCACAAAUGGCGAGCUACUACUUUGACUCUUCUCUCCAAACGGCCUUCUUUCAAAGAGCUUCGCUCACAAGAUACCGAAGCUGUGGUCCAAGAAAUCUACCGCACCCUCUCAAAACUACUUCCACCCCCUCAUGAAUUAGAGAAAACUGUCCUGGAUUCUCUUCGCAACGUGAUGCGGUCCGCAGUCGAUCUUUCAAUCAAAAUGCGCACCCAACGUGCAGAAUACAUCAUGUUACCCCCCCUCCAGCCAGAAUACGACACCAACGGUGAACUCCUCAGAAAAGUCUACUUUAAUGCUGCUCUUAUGAACGAACGCAGUGGCGAAACAACAUCGAAUGAAGAGCUAGAAGCACAGCGUGCAGUUGUUCGCAUGGUCCUUUUCCCUUUGGUUGUCAAGAAAGGCAGCGAUGAAGGCGAUGGCGAUGAAGAAAUAGUCGUUUGUCCCGCCCAGGUCCUUGUUGCAAGGCCUCCAAAAGAAAGGAAGUCGUCCAAGGGCCUGAGUGCCGAUAGACAAAGCAUUCGGUCGACUCAAAGCUUCCCGUCUAUUAGUAUGGCCCCGAGCAACCCGAGUAACAUAAUGUGA
This is a messenger RNA of Trichophyton benhamiae CBS 112371, 19464 nucleotides long. Its product is annotated as involucrin repeat protein. The coding region runs from base 1 to 19464 and encodes 6487 amino acids. The record is from RefSeq and is a predicted model, not a curated record. NCBI's taxonomy places the organism in Eukaryota, Fungi, Ascomycota, Eurotiomycetes, Onygenales, Arthrodermataceae. The transcript is spliced from 3 exons.